AUGGCGCCACCGAAUGAAUUGGGGCCACUCGUGCGCCUCUGGGGUCUGCGCACGCAGCAACUCCCAUCGCCGACCGAAGAAGCCGACGAGCUCGCGCCGUUCCUCGUCUCGAUCCUGCAAGAAGCCGUGCCCUUCAUCGACUCCGCCGCGCCCAAGUCGUCGUCCUCCUCCUCGUCAUCGUCGACCCAAAAGCUCUGGAAGCCCAAGGGCACGAAAUCACACGCCGACUCGACGGCCAAGGUCGAAGUCUCGGAACGCGUGAUCCCGGCCGCGGAGCUCGAGCUCGUGGCUGCGCGCAAUGCGUCUGAUAACAACGGCAACAAGGUCGACGCCGAGAUGUGGUGCUGCCGGCGCAGCGUGCACGAGGACGCGGCGAGGAAGGGCACGGCGUCCUGGGACGAGUUCGACCGCAGCUUCCGCCUGCAUCACGCCGCGUCCGAGAAGGCGUUCACGCCCAACGUGCUCGAGGCGCACGAGGCGCUGCGCUGGAACACCUUGGGGAUCGAAGCGAACGAGGGUGGCGAGACCUGGGGCGACUUUGGCCUCGUCGUCGAGGAGAUGCGGCACAAGGUCGGCAGGCCAAUACUCAAAGACCGCACCUUCCCUGUGCUGCAGAUGACGUGCGCGGCAAAAAACAAAAACGAGUUCCUCGUCGUCAGCAUCCCCGUGCCGGACUUUGGCGGCGCCGAGGCGAGUAGAUUGGCUAAGGAGAAGGGCGCCCAGAUCGCGUUCUAUGCUAGUGUGGAGCGGUUCCGCAGGCUGGGGGAUGGGAGUAUUGAGUGGCUCAUGGCGACGGCAAGCGAUGCUGCUGGUGUCAUACCCGUCUGGGUGCAGAACAAGGCGAUGCCUGGCGUGGUCUGGAAGGACGUCCCGCUGUUCCUGGGCUGGAUCGCAAGGGAGAGGGAGAAGGAAAAGGGGGCGAAGGGCGAAGGCGCAGCCGACGGAGCUGCUGGGAACGCGGCGGCGUCUGGUGCUCCCCAGGUGUCGACGGGGGUGAAUAUGGACAAGAUGGGUGAAGUUUCGACCGGCGCUGGUGCUGGCGGGGAAUGA
Messenger RNA from Anthostomella pinea, 1050 nucleotides. The record is from the annotation of a GenBank genome assembly. Lineage: Eukaryota; Fungi; Ascomycota; Sordariomycetes; Xylariales; Xylariaceae.